AUGGCAACAUUCUCUCCGGUCAACAACGAACUCCAAGCGUCGGAUGAUGUGUCCAUACCAGCACCGAACACUCCGACGUCGGUCGCAAAGAUGCCGGACGAGACACGAGAGAUGGUAGCAGACGAAUCGUCCCCGAACACCCCAACGAGGCACAGCUUUGGUGGCGUCCCGGGUCAACGACCGCUACCAGAUGAGCCACUCACGCCUGCACCGGCCAACGAACAGCAGCAGGAAGACGAAAGUUCUGUGAAACGAGACGGCUCAAAUCGAUCUGGCAAACGAGCUGGUCCCUCUGACGAUGUCGAGAUGGGUGAAGGAGACGACGAUAACGGUGAAGAUGACGGAUCAGACAAUGAUAGUGUGACAAGUGAUUCGCAGAGGCCAUCGAAGAAGAAGAAAGGGCAACGAUUCUUCUGUACUGAGUUCCCUCCAUGUCAACUCAGCUUCACGCGGAGCGAGCAUUUGGCUCGACACAUACGGAAGCAUACCGGUGAGCGACCCUUCCAAUGCCACUGCUCCCGAAGGUUCUCUAGACUGGACAACUUGCGUCAACAUGCACAGACUGUACAUGUCAACGAAGAGAUUCCAGGCGACUCGCUAGCGGCCACCAGCACAAGGUUCCAGCGACAGAUCCGCACCGACAGGGUACGGCCUCCAAACAGCCGUUCUCGUGCUUCGACGCUCGGCAGCAGCAAUGGCGGUCACUCGCGCGGGCACAGCAGGAACCUGUCGACUUCGAGCAUUGGCUCCACUACUUCCAGUGUUGGUGGGAUGGAUGAUGCUCGUCGCAGACCUCAGCCAUUAGCAAUGGCAAACGACCCGUCCGCUCGUGCACGUCUCUCGCUAGAGACGUAUCACCACGGCAUAGGUGGUAGUCCCCAGCAGCAAUACAUCUACUACAACCAGUCGCCGACCGGAUACAGCACACCGACAUCCACUACAUUCUCUACUGGUCCGCAAAGUCCGCGUUUUCAGUCGGGCAUGGCCUCUCCUGCAUCGACCCUGUCACGCUCAUCGUUCUACAACGGGGCACGAGCACCAGGUCGCCGACUCUCUGUGCCGUCUGGACAAAACCCAUUUCAAAAUCAAAAUGCAAUCUAUCCACCGCCAUAUUUCAGCCCUCCCCCAUCUGGCCAGUCGGCGAACUUCUCGCAGAACAGUAGCGUCUUCGCGAGCCCGACCAGCUCUGUCUUCUCACAUGGGCGACGAGAGUCUGAAUCUGAGAUGGAGUACCGCAGGAGGACAUGGCAUCCUAGUACCAACUCCCAGUAUGCCCAGCGACCUGCGACAAGUGGUUUGACCUAUCACCAAACACCAGACGAGCCACGACCGGCUUUCACGCAGCAACAGGCUGCUUCUCAGAUGACCCGGCUCCCUGGCAUCGAAAGCUUUGACCAUGCUCCGCCUCCAAGUGCACGUCAGCAGUCCAGCCCCAUGAUGGUCGACUCCUCGCCUCGCCCACCAAGCUCGGGGCGACCUUCAGAUAUUGGCAUCCAGCAAGGUCUCACUCGACUUGACAUCACCGCUGCAAACGCACCAAUCGAAGGGCAGUGGCAGGUGACCCCAAGCGCACCUCAACAGCAGCCCGCAUACUUCGGCCCGCAGGCUCCGAUACCACCACCAAACUUCUUCCAACAGCAACAGAAACACAUCUCGAUGCCCGAGCAACCGAUCACUCCACACAAGCAUAAGCGCAACGCUUGGUACGGAGGCCCGCUGACGCCGUCCCACAGCAAUGUCGUCGCGCCAGGUGCACUGAGACCAUCGCCAGAAGAUUCAGGCAGCAGCGAUGGGGUACCCACCCCGUCAACAUCUCAAGGCGUGGAGUAUAAUCCGGUCAUAGUGAACGCUAGUAGCAUAGAGCAGUACCCUCCCGGUACUACCAUUACCGACGAUCAAAAAGUAUACUCUGCUCCAGGCCACCAAGGCCGGACCGAUUCGGGCUAUCAGCAGUUUUCAGCCCAAGAUCACCCACCACAACAGACGUACGCUCUGCAGUCCGGACACGACCCACGCUUUACACAGCAGCGCUACAACCAGCCCCCGAACAAUGACAUGGCUGGACUGGAAGCACUUGUCGCCGUCGCCACCAGCGAAGGCAACCGCGCAGUCGAACAUAGGUCGUGA
Messenger RNA from Fulvia fulva, 2127 nucleotides. Its product is annotated as C2H2 finger domain transcription factor dvrA. Gene Ontology annotation, biological process: regulation of transcription by RNA polymerase II. Gene Ontology annotation, molecular function: RNA polymerase II cis-regulatory region sequence-specific DNA binding; DNA-binding transcription factor activity, RNA polymerase II-specific. Lineage: Eukaryota; Fungi; Ascomycota; Dothideomycetes; Mycosphaerellales; Mycosphaerellaceae. The coding region runs from base 1 to 2127 and encodes 708 amino acids. The record is from RefSeq and is a predicted model, not a curated record. The transcript is spliced from 2 exons.